Gasterosteus aculeatus aculeatus (three-spined stickleback) is the source of this 1279-nucleotide messenger RNA. The record is from RefSeq and is a predicted model, not a curated record. NCBI's taxonomy places the organism in Eukaryota, Metazoa, Chordata, Actinopteri, Perciformes, Gasterosteidae.
AGAUAAACAUAAUAAUGAACAAAGUAAUUACUUUUUUAUUCUGUCAGCAAGUAGAACGUCUCAUAUGGAAACAUUUCAUUCCGUUAAAGCUGUUUAUUAAUAUUCUCCUCAUCUACGUUAGUUCAUUAACAUUAAUAAACAUUUAAUAAUCAUGAUUAUAUCCCAGAACAUUGUUUUAAAGUGUCCUUCGUAGAGGACUUCCGGUUCCACACCUUUUCUUCUUUAGUGUCUUCCUCAGGAAGGAAGGAGACCUUUCCUUCUUUAAAUUACAAAUGUACAUUGAACAAAACAUUAGACAACAUUUUGUGCUACAGGAGGUCUUUAAAAUUACUGUAUUAUCAUUAUUAUAUUAUUAUUUGCUAAUGGACAGAGAUGGUCUCAACCAACAGAAGGUGGGUGAAGUCUCAUUUUAUUCAGUAUUUGUGUGAUUUUGGUCUCCUUUUAACAUAUUUCACCAGUAAAUGCUGUGUUAUACGGUUUGAAAGUACCAUUAUUGGUCUUUGUAUUAACUGUUGUGUUAUUUGUCUCUUUGUGUUUUCAGAGUGUGGAUCUGAAAAUCAGCAGCAGUGUAGAAGAGUCUGACACUAAAAAGAAGUCAAGAUGUCCGAGGGAAAGAAAAUGUCGUCAAGCCGCAGGCAUCAUCUCAAGAGUUUGAUCCUACAGAUCGCCGCUACCUGGCUGGCGCAGGAGGCUGGGGAGAUUGUGGCCGCUAAAGAGGCGUACAUGGCGGAGAAGUGUCCCCCCCCCGACCUGAGUGGAGAGGUGGCCCUGAUGGAAUUCUGCAAAAAGCUGCACCAGGGCCUCGACAAGUUGGACGAAGAAAGAUACGACGCUUACGCCAAAGUGGAAAAGUCCAACAAGGAGAUUGAGGACCUGAAGAUGAAGGUACUGGAAAUGUCCGGGGUGAAGAAGCCGGCCCUGAAGAAGGUCCGCAUGUCAGCUGACAGCAUGCUGCAGGCCCUGCUGGGGGGGAAGCACAAGGUGACCAUGGACCUGAGGUCCAACCUGAAGCAGGUCAAGAAGGAGGUCAAGGAGGAGGCCGGCGAGGCGGUAGGCGACUGGAGGAAGAACAUCGAGGACAAAGUCGACAGGAAGAAGAUGUUCGAGACCUCCUAGAGACUCCGCCUCCACCUGCUGCCCGGUUCUUCAUGGAAUUGGAAAAACUUGCACCAUUAAAUUGUUUCUUUUUUAAUAAUACAGCUGACAGCUUUAACACCACGGAGGGUGUCUUUUAUUUCAGGCCGAAGGCUAAGCCUGAUGAUUAAAGCGUUAAACAGAA